AUGAUGGAAUCUAGUAAUGUUGUUAUUGAUGACUCUUUGAAUGAUUCAAUCCCUUGUUAUGAUGAUGAUGUUAACUUGUUUGAAAUGGAAAAGGAAAACCUUGUCUCAGUUGUCACUGAACUACCUCCACCUAAAUCUAUUGAGCCUAUACCUCAUGAGGUUGUUCAUACAGAACCAGUGGAACCUAGUCCUGCUCCUUGGGUUGGUAGAAACCAUACUAGUGAUGUCAUCCUAGGUGACCCCACUUUGGAGUUAAAACAAGAAAUCAGUCAUGUGUGUUUUAUGUCUCAAAUUGAACCAAAGAACAUCAAGGAAGCUCUCUCCCUUGAUGAUUGGGCCCUCUAUGGUCUUAAACAAGCCCCUAGAGCUUGGUAUGAAAGGUUGUCUAGUUUUCUCUUAGCAGAAGGUUUUAUUAGAGGAUCUACUGAUAAAACCUUAUUUGUAAAAACUUGCAACUCAGAUAGGAUCAUUGCUCAGGUUUAUGUUGAUGACAUUGUUUUUGGGGCCACUUCGAAAAAAUUAGUGAAUGAUUUUACUAAACUGAUGGAAAGUGAAUUUGAAAUGUCUAUGGUUAGAGAACUCACCUAUUUUCUUGGUCUUCAAGUAAAACAAUGUAUUGAUGGGAUAUUCAUUUGCCAAUCCAAGUAUGCUAAAGAUAAUGUCAAAAAAUUUCACUUGGAUAAUGCUAGGAAAGCUAGAACUCCCAUGUAUAGCAAAACUGAAAUAAGUGCAGAUUUAAAUGGUGAUUCUGUUGAUAAAAAAACUUAUAGGAGCAUGAUAGGAAGCUUGCUUUACUUAAUUGCCAGCAGACCCGACAUUGCUUUUAAUGUUGGACUAUGCGCUAGAUUUCAAGCUAAUCCAAAAGAACCCCAUCACAAAGCUGUGAAAAGGAUUAUCAAGUAUAUGAACUCUACCAUUGAUCAUGGUCUUUGGUAUUCUAGGUAG
Messenger RNA from Prunus armeniaca (apricot), 945 nucleotides. Lineage: Eukaryota; Viridiplantae; Streptophyta; Magnoliopsida; Rosales; Rosaceae. The record is from the annotation of a GenBank genome assembly.